Linderina pennispora is the source of this 1431-nucleotide messenger RNA. RefSeq lists its product as uncharacterized. Gene Ontology annotation, cellular component: proteasome complex; proteasome regulatory particle, lid subcomplex. Bases 1 to 1431 code for a protein of 476 amino acids. Gene Ontology annotation, biological process: regulation of protein catabolic process; ubiquitin-dependent protein catabolic process. The record is from RefSeq and is a predicted model, not a curated record. The transcript has 4 exons. Lineage: Eukaryota; Fungi; Kickxellomycota; Kickxellomycetes; Kickxellales; Kickxellaceae. Gene Ontology annotation, molecular function: enzyme regulator activity.
AUGACGAACAACGAGGAGGCUGCAUCGAUGGAGGUUGAGCUGACUGAGGAGCAGAAGGUGGCCGAGGCCCAGCGCAUUCUACGUGAAGAUCUCGUGCGCAAUGUCAAAUUCCUGGAGCGGGGGGCCAGCGAGUCAGAGGUGCACUAUAUCCACCGUGCGAUGCGCACUACAUUUGCUCUCCGGAAGCGCCUGGAGCACCGGUCCUGGGCAAGCAGCGAUAGCCCGGCCGUGGCCAAGGCGCUCGAGAUUGCGGCAGCAGCCCUAGGCACCAGUGGCGGCAAGACUGAGGGCGAGGUGAAGGCGUGCGUGCCAGAGGUAGCCCUCUAUUUUGGACUGCUGGAAUAUGCAAAGGGGUCGGAGCUCUCGCAUGCGCUGAUUGGGGUUGUGAACAGUGUGCAGCGGCGGACCGUCGACCCGAUUGCGGGCCGCGUGUUCUUCUACUUUUCGCGAUUCUACGAGGUCGGCAACUCGCUGGCCAACGCGCGGCCGACCCUGCUGAGCGCGCUGCAGACAGCAACCCUGACGGGUAUGAAGGAGUCGCAGGCCACGCUGCUGACGCUGCUGCUGCGCAACUACAUCUACUACAGGCUAUAUGAGCAGGCUGAGCGGCUGGCGGCGAAGACGGCGUUCCCGACAGACGCGCCUAACAGUGUGCUGGCGCGGUACCUGUACUACAUGGGACGGAUCGAGGCCGUGCAGCUCAACUACACGGUGGCGCACACACACCUGCUAGAGGCGACGCGCAAAGCUGCAUCGAAUGCGGCGACGGCCGGGUUCCAGCAGACGGUGCACAAGCUGUACGUGAUUGUGGAGCUGCUGAUGGGCAACAUUCCGGAGCGCUCGCUGUUCCGGCAGGCGAUCCUGAAGAAGCCGCUGCAGCCGUACCUGGAGCUGACGCAGGCGGUGCGCAUCGGCGAUCUGGCGCAGUUCCAGAGCGUGGUGGGCCAGUACCGCGACAAGUUCCUGCAGGACCAGGUGCUGGUGCUGAUCCAGCGCCUGCGGCACAACGUGAUCAAGGCAGGUAUCCGCAGCAUCAGCGCUGCGUACUCGCGGAUCUCGCUGCGGGACAUCUGCUACAAGCUGCACCUGGACAGCGAGGAGGACGCCGAGUACAUUGUGGCCAAGGCAAUCCGCGACGGCGUCAUUGAUGCGACGAUUGACCAUGAGAGGGGCUUUGUCAAGAGCUCAGAGAUCCAGGAUGUGUACAGCACCAGCGACCCGCAGCAGGCGUUCGACAAGCGCAUUGCGUUCUGCCUGAACCUGCACAACGAGUCGGUGGUUGCCAUGCGCUAUCCGGGCAGGGAUCACCGCAAGGACAUUGCCGAUGUCAACGAUGCAGUCAGACGCGAGCGCGAGCUGGCACAGGAGCUGGCCAGCGAGGAGUUUGACGACGGAAUGGACGACGACGACAUGAUGGACGAUGGGCUCUAA